Molecule: messenger RNA, 5107 nt
Organism: Amoebophrya sp. A25
Lineage: Eukaryota; Dinophyceae; Syndiniales; Amoebophryaceae
Source: the annotation of a GenBank genome assembly
CUUUCAACAUUGAUGAUCAUGGAUUUGGAUCUGAACAUAAAGAUGCACGCCUGUGUCCGCGAGGAUGACCAGGAUGGGUUUGCAGCGGACUCCUCUGCUUGUCCAGAAGUAGCUGGCCAUCAAGAAGACAGCAUCAAAAAUGAACAGGCCAUGCUGGUGGAUACAGCAAAGGAGCAAGAAAACGAUGUUGGUGAAGAAAAUUGUGCCGCCAGCAAAGGCAAACAACAGCACGAAAAAGACGACAAAUCCUUUGCGACGUACUUAUUUGCCACCAAAGUCGGCGCAGGGCAGCACUAUGGGUCAGCCUAUCACUCUGAAGCGGCAAAACGCUACUUCGACGAAAAUCAGGUACAACUGGCCGCAACGGCGCCCAUCCUGCUCAACAGCGAUCCGAGUCGGCUAGAGCGGCAGAACGCUGAAUUACGGGCUUUCGCAGACCAAAUGCAGAAAGAGCGAGACGAGGCGCUCAGAAAACACGCCAGCUAUGAGAAGGAGCGCAUAGACCUGCUCAACGAAGUGGGAAAAGUGCGAGCAAACAUACUUGAUAAGUACUCCACCUCUCCUGGUCAACAUAAGUAACUGCAACAUAGAUACAUGUUUAUCGAUAUCCAUGACUACCACCAAUUCAUCAUGUGUCAUCAUCUUAUUUGCUAGCGCCAAUACUGUAGCUACCUAGCUACAUCGGACAACAACUACAACUUCUGUAGGUCGUGAUGCCUACUUUAUUUGAUUCUGAAACCUGGUGGUGUUGUCUGUAACUUCUUGAGAGCAUCAAUUGGUAGCUCAAUAGACGAUGACUCGAUAGAAGACUCGUUCCAGGUACGAGCCCAUGUGUCGGCAGCUUCAGGAGCAACUUCGGGCAACGCGACGCGUGUCCUUCGAUACAAGUAGCGUGGAUCAUGAGUCACCUUUUUUAUUUUCAGACGCGGGGGAGCUCUUGGAUCGUCCACCCUAUCAUAGCGAGAUCUAUCUCAACAAAGAGGACAACAUCGCACACGCAGAACAAGCGGGACUAACGACGACAUGCGAAAAGAAGAUUGAGGGCGUUAAAGAUAACUACCUGGUCGAUCGUCCGGUAGAUGCUGAGCAAAGAGGUGGUCCAUCGCUGUCAGCUGGUUGCUUAGAGCAACAGAGUAUUCUCAUCUCUGCGGAAAACGUCAAGAAAAUGAAUGGACAUGAAGUUUAUGGAGCAGAUGCUGCAUUGCAUGAUGCUGAAGAUCGUAGGAGAGUUCACCAUCAACACCGCGAGGAUCUCUCCGAAGUAGACGCUAUUCUCGAAAGAGCGAAGAGAUCUUUGGCUGCACGCUGGGAUAUGGAAUCUCGUCCCUCGAAACCUGGAACAGAUAAGCCUCAAGAUUGUAUUGAGAAAGUAGAACCAGCACUAGCAUCGAAUGACCCGAGUGGAAAAGCUGGAUCAAAUUCAAAUCUGACCAUUGGAGCUCCUGAAGAGAGUCGUGAGCAAAGACAAAAAAGCCACCGAACGAGUCACUCCACGACCUCAAAGAGCCGUGGUAAUAUGGAAAAGAGCCAGAGCGGAGUAUCUUCCUCAAACCGGAGUAAGGGGGCGCAGCAAGCCCACGACGGCCAUGAUGGAGGAACCCCACAAGCAGGUGGAAGUCGUCUUCGGGUAGUGCAAGAUGCAGAUGGCAAGCGGCAAGAGGAGGAGCUGGACUGCAUUGCAGUUCCAGCAAAGUUUCGAAAUGGCAUCACCUUCAGGGCACCAGGCGCAGCAACCCUGCAAAGGCAACAUCAAACGAACGGCAGUGCAUCAUCGAAGCAAGCUCCUCUUUUUUCCAGGUCACACCAUCAAUACCAAGACGGUUUUAGUGAAACACCAGUGAGGACCUCUUCGAGCAACAGCCCGAUCAGAAGGAGGCUGGAGCAGGAGGUCAGCGGCGGAAGCGCGGGCGUUAGCGGUGCGGCUGUCUCGAAACCCGAGAGGCGUUACGGACCUCGCUUUGUCAGAGAGAGAUCCGUGGACCGGCAAGCACAAGCAGAAACAGAGAGGGCUGAGCGGGAAUGGCUGCGACGGGAUCGACGCUACAUUCUCGAUCAGAUGGGUCCACGGUUUCAGUAUGUGAUAGAGUCGUCACCCUCCAAAGAUCGUGGCCCAGAGGCGGGAGCAGUCGAGCAUCCUGUAGGGCCAUUGUCCGCGACGAGUAGUAAGGAAUCUACCACACCAACCACAGCAUCGGUAAUCGCAAGAACAGCGGCUGAGCUUAAUGUGUUAUGCCCGUGGCCUCUACGAGAACAUGCAGAACUUUUCUCGUUCGAUAAUCACAGGAUAGUCAUGGGAAAUGCGAGCCUUCCGAAGUGGCCUAUUUCGGUACUUGCUUAUAUCCUCUUAUUCCCUUACGUAAAAAUCACCCUUAUUGAUAUCAUUAUUGAUUCUAUCAAAAACCAAAAAGAGAUCUCGGAAUCAGAUUGGUGAUUUUCAUCCCCAGACGUCGCACUUCCUACUCACUACUGACAAAUACCUGUGUCAGGGUCCCGGCACCUCUAGCGUUGUACACGAUGCGCUGAUAUCCCGUUGUCGCGAGCAUCCGAAGCUGCCACUCAUAGGUACCACUAGCGAUGAUGGAACGUGGCGCUUGAGCUCAUUGGAGACGGGAGAGAACGUAUUAACCGGAGAAGGACAUCGUAGCUGGGUCACGGACGUGGCGUUUCACACCCAGGGCGACAUUGUCAUCACCACGGCGAUCGACCGAACAGUAAAGUUGUGGAGCCUUCAGGAAGGUAGUGUUGAAGUCCCUCCACCUAAAGCAAAUAAGAAAUGGUUUUUUUUUCGAGUUGUCAAUCCAUCGCGAUGAUGUGUGCCUGGUGUAUGACUCAGAAGUGGCACUUCGACCUAUUUAUUACGAUCUAAUUGUACGUUUGUUGUUGUUCCAAGUACGUAGAGAAGCCACUCAACAGGUAAGUGCCUGCAAACGUUAGUGCCUCAGGGGCAUCGGAAAGCAUGGUCAUGUGAUUCACAUGAUUUUUCGGACUUUUUCGCAGUUGGCUGCGACGAUGGCGUUCUGUGCAUAUACGACGUCUCCACCGGGAAGCAGCGGCAAACGAUGCGAGGCCAUGCAGCUGCGAUCACGAGCGUAGUGUUUCAGAAUUUCAACAACGUGGUAGCAACAGGUUCGAACGAUAAGUCCCUCUCAAUGUGGGACAUGCGAAGCGGAAUCUGCGUGCGAACAUUCGCAGGUACUUUAGUAAACACGAAAACUUGCGAAUGAAGCAGAAGAGUUUUCGAUGUAUAGAGUACUAUAAUUAUCUACGUAUAUAUAUAAAUGAAAACUAAACUUGAGACCUAGAAAGGAGUAGUUUUGCGGUUUUGAUGUACGCAAAUCAUGGCAAAGAUGUACGGGCUAGAUGUAUUGCCUCGCCUGCGAUAUAUAUCUCGCGACGUCUAUCUUGUACGUAAAUCAUGGGAAAGAAGUGCUGGCACUCUCGGGAUGUACUUACGCCGGGGCGAUUCGUGAGGGGUUUGGGGAGUUUUAUAUCUUUGAGAUGUACGGAAAUCAUGGGAAAGAUGUACGGACCUCACGCCGUAAAAGUGCCGCGAUUUUGCGCCCGCCUUUUCCAUGGUCCUGCUCCUGAUAAAUAUUUCGGCAGUACCUCAAAACCUUGGACGAUUUACGUGCUUCAUCAGUUUCGUUACCAGUGCACCGCUGGGCUGUAGCUGGCUCGCUAGGCAUAGCCUGCCCGCUGGGCGUAGCUUGCUGGCCAAGUAUGGCUUAAGGUAGGCGCAGCUUGCUUUCUGAGCGUAGCUGGCUUGCUGCGCGUAGCUGGCUUGAUGAGCGUAGCUGGCUUGCUGAGCGUAGUCGGCUUGCUGAGCGUAGUCGGCUUGCUGAGCGUGUCUGGCUUGCUGGGCGUAGCUGGCUUGCUGGGUGUAGCUGGCUUGCUGGGCGUAGCUGGCCUGCUGGGCUGCGCAUAGCGUGCCUGCUAAGCGUAGCUGGCCCGCUGAGCAUAGCUCGCCUGCUGAGCGUCACCUUCUUGCUUUGCUUAGCUUUAGCUUGCAUGCUCAGAGUCGCUUGCUUGCUCGCCAUAGUUAGCUUGCUUUCUGCGCGUAGCUUGCUUGCAUGCUAAGCAUGGCGAGCUUGCUCGCUAAGCAUGACCUGGCAGCUAAGCAUGGCUUGCUUGCUUGCUUGCUUGCUUGCUUGCUUGCUUGCUUGCUUGCUUGCUAGGCAUAGCUCGCGCGCUAAGCAUGUGCAAGGCAUAGACUGCUUUCUAAGCGUGGCCUGCUUGCUAGACGUCGCCUGCUUUCUGGGCGGAGCUUGCUGUCUGGGAGUACCUUGCUCGCUACGCGUAGCCUCUUAAGGUGCUGCCAGUGUAUAUGUAGCACGUCAAUUAUGCGUGUAGCACGUAAAUGUUUCACUUACGUCGUGUCUUGUUUAUCUUCGCGUCCUUCGUAUUACGCCGGUAGGCCGUAAGCCUCUAAUGUAGCUUGUAGGAUUUGCACGACCCUUCUGCCUUGCUCCGGCGUGUGUACACGCCGGGGGCACGUGAGCGGUACUAACAUGAAAAACGUUUCGCUCCUCAGCCUCGUGCUUCCGCCAGCACCAUCAUGAGGCACGGGCACCCUCAACGACCCCCGUGUCCACCCUUCUCUUGAGGUCAUACGGCGUUGUUGAAUAGCGUUGCAUUUUCCCCGGAGAAUAAGUACGUGAUAUCUGCGGAAGAGAGUGGUCUGUGCCGUCUGUGGGACGUGCGGUAUUCCGGCGAAGUCUUGCGGAUAGAAUGCGGCGCGACACCGGCUCAUAGCGCUACAUACGACUGCUCUGGGAAGCGGGUGGCCAUAGCUUCACAAGACGGCAGUGUUUUGCUCUUCGAUAUCCACCAGAAGCAUUUCGUUCAAGCGAUUCAUCCCAACAGCUGCGAAGACCAUGCAGGUGCAGCUGGUCAUGAUACAGCAGGAGCCCCACUAACGAAAGCGGGGCAAAAAAUGAAGCAAGUGGUACCUCCUCCACUAAGAAAGCAAGUAGGACUUUCAAAGCAAAACAUCUCUACAAGCACGUCAUCAAGUCCUGCCAAUGAUGUCCUGUGGAGUCGCGAAAAUCGUUCUUUGGUCGCAGUGUUUGCUGACGGUACGAUGACGCGAUGGGAAGUCGCCGCUUGA